This is a messenger RNA of Spodoptera littoralis (African cotton leafworm), 4055 nucleotides long. The record is from the annotation of a GenBank genome assembly. Lineage: Eukaryota; Metazoa; Arthropoda; Insecta; Lepidoptera; Noctuidae.
AUUGGAUUGUUUACAUAUUUUCUUACACUAAUUGAACCUUGUGAAUUAAAUAAUAAGCAUAAGUUUUCUGUCUUGUCUAAUGAAUGUGAAUUGAGUUAUUGUUUUUUUAUUUUCUAAAUUGGUUUACUAUAAAAUAAAAAUGAUAGAUACUUUUGUUCAAAUAGAAGAAUGUAUCAAUAAUUGUUUAAUAAGUAAACUUUCUACACCAUAUAAUGAGAAAGAUUUCCACUCUGAGUAUCAAGUAAGGAAUAACAAAUUGGAGCAAAAUUUUCCUAAACUUUUAGACUUAAUUGAAAAUGUAGACUUCAGGCAACAUCCAGAAAUAUGUUCAAGUACAUUAUAUUCUCUUUUUAUAUUAUAUAUGGAAUUAAGAACAGAAGGUCCAUGGAAUACAGAAAAUAUUAAAGCCCAGGAUUAUCCAACAAAAUUAAACUGUGCAUUUGAAAACAAGUAUAAUUUAAAAUUUGAAGAUAUUCUGCUAAAAGAUGACUUUUACAAAUCACAAGAAGUCUUUGAUAAAUGCAUUAAGGAAUUGCACCAGAAGAUGACAUUGGAUGACUUCAAGAAGUAUCCUGGUCUUAUUGAGGUCUACUAUUUGAUAAUUAGCAAUGUUGAGAAAUACAAUGUUAUGUUGAACCCGGUGACAGUAAUGCCUGUGGCUUUGCUCCUGGUAGACGAUUACAUUACUUCUAAUAAACUGAAGGGAUUGGAAUGUUGUUUAUUGAUUCUGGAGUGUUUGAAACCAAAUUGUUUCUCAACGGGAAAUUACUAUGUAGUUAUAUACAUGAGUUUUAAGAAGAACAUGCAUGAGAAAGAUAUUGAUGUGACAAAGGCUCUGUUUAAAUGUUACCCAUGCUUCUUGCCCAAACUCCCAUUAGAAGUGAAGAAAGCAAAGUUGGAUGAUGUAUAUUCAGGAAUCCUUGAUCAAUUGAACAUUGAAACCAACUUACAUAGAAAAGUUAUUUGCUUCCACUUCACAACCAAAAUGAUUGAAAUGCACCAAAUACAUUGUGCCAAGAAGAGGAUUUAUAAGGAUAUCAUCCAUGACAGCUUAGACAUGUGUACUACUAAUGUAGCUGUUUAUGAUAUACUAUUUAUACCUGCGUUUGAGUGCCUGCUAGCUUGGAUAAGAAAUUGCUGGUGCACCUGGAACUUAGUAUCAGACCAGAAAAUAUUGGCUGUGUUGCUGAAAGUUCUCUAUGUGACCAGAGAUGAAAAAACAAAGCUACAAAUCCAGACUUUGAUGAUAACACUAAUUAGUUUGUGCACUUUAGAAGAACAGCACAUAAUAUACAACAACUUGGACUCAACUCCUGUGUCAUUACACCGAGACAGAGAUAUCAUGUUGAGGAUCAAAAUACUAAAAGAAAGUAUGAGAAUUAAUUAAAACAGUAUUUUAUUCCAAAAAUAAAAUUUCAAUAAAGUAGUAUGUCUUAGAAAAAUCUUAGGUUGUACUUGUGAUGGGCAGAGGAUAAAUACUCAGAGGAUAAAAAGGAAUAAACUUGAGUGUCUUAACUGAUUAAUCCCCAAGCAGUCACUGGUGACCGCUUACCACUAACUCCAUUAACGACUUUAUUUCCAAUGUUUAGAGACUACUUUUGUAUGAACAAAUUUUGGGGAUUAAUAUCAAAUAAUAUAAGAGUUUUUAAAAAAUCGUUAUUGAUAAAUUGAUAUUACUUACUGUGUAUUUAUCUGGUUCCCAACACACAUAGUGUAUCACAUAUAAUAGAUUACACCAUUUUUAAUAUUCAAUUUUAAAAAAUAAUGUCACUUACCUAAUCUACUUACAUAAUAUUAUAUGAAAGUACUCUGUAUCUUAAAUGUCAGUUGAUAAAAUAAAUGUUUAGAAAGUACUAUACUAUUAAGUUUUUUAAUCUCAUUUUAAAUGAAAAUGUGUAUAACAUUAUAAGAUACUUAUUAACAAAUAUUAUCCUUACAAACACUUCACUACUAGUGAAACAACAUAAUUAUUAUCCUUAAGAAGAUUUAUCACAUUUUGAUUUUUUAUUAAUUGCACCAUUUAAACUAGAAGUAUUGGUUAAUGAGUUGAAUAAAUUUAAUUUGCGCAAAUUUCAUCAAUCAUAUUGCAUACUUCAUCAAUAGUCGGCCUUUGGUUCUUGAAAUGUUGCAAGCACCGUUGAGCUACUAUGAAUAUAUCCUGAGCUUUUGUCCAAUUAGAAAUUCUCUUGUCUACAAGUCUAGUAAUAUCAUUGUCUUCACAGUUUUCUUCAACAUAGGAUUUUAUAUUGUUACUUUCACCAUUCUCAAUUACAAUUGGUUUCAAACCAGUUAGUAGUUCAAGUAGCACUAUGCCAAAACUAAAGAUGUCAUUUUUCUGUGUUACCGUACCAGAGAAGCCCUCAGGUGCCAUGUACGCCGAGGUUCCCAUCAUAGACUUGGUAGUGAUAAAGGUUGUUUCUAAUUGUUUAGCCAAGCCAAAGUCGCAAAGCUUAGGCACACAGUCUUUAGUUAGCAAUAUAUUAGCACUUUUGACAUCACCAUGAAGAAAAUAACUCUUCCUAGUGGAUAGACCUGAUUGAGUUACACUGUCAUCAAAUUGUGGAGGUCUCUCACUAUGAUGGAUGUAUUUCAGACCUUCUGCUGUACCCUUUAUUAUAUUCAUUCUUUCAUUGACUUCUAGUACUCUUUCUUGAAUAUUGUAUGAGAGUGAGCCGCCAUCAAUGUAUUCACACACAAUGCAUGGUGUAAUUCCAUCUAUAGAGUAUCCAAAGAUGGGAACAAUGUUUUCAUGUCUUAAAAGAGACAGAGCCUUUACCUCAGUAUUAAAUACUUUCAUAGCAACUUCACAGCUUAUCUGGAAAUGCAUUCUCACUCUCUUUAUAGCUAAAAGACCAUGUUUUCUGUGUCUACCAACAUACACCUCUCCAAAUCCACCGCUACCUAUUUUCCCAACAGGUCCCACAGGAUCGUCAAUAAAGUUAUCAGAAAACUCAUUAGUUAUAGCUUCUAAUUCACUGUAAUCAAAUUGAACUAGAUUUUUGUCUGCCAAAAUAGCAUUAUCUAUAACACUGUAUAUGUUGGGCACAGAUGACAAGUUGCCACCAGAAGUGUAUUGGGAAUAACUAUUUUGUGGGGUGGAGUUAAUUUGAGACGAGUCAGGUUCAGUUGAGACUGUAGUAGCAGUCACUGAAGAUAUUGUUUUGGAGUCACCUUCAGCUUUGGGUAUCAAAGCACUGAAGUCUGGAAGUUCUGCUGAAGCCAUUACUUUAGAGCUUGAAAACUUAAUGAGAUCUGACUGUUCUACUAAUGCAGUACUUCUGUCACCAAAUGUUUGCAGUGCACUAAGAUUGGGUAUAUCUUUACUUAGUAUGGUUUCAGAAAACUUAAUCAAAUCACUUGGUUCUUUCAGCUGUCUUGUUGUGUGAUUACAAAUUGCUUGGUCAUGAUCAGAGUUGUGUGGAUUUCCACUGUCUACUGUAGCUGUGGUAUUUGCUGUUUGAUCACCACUUUGUUCAUUUAGAAGUGCUGAUAUAUUUGUUGUAAUAGGGGCUCCUGGGCCAUCACUUGGCCUGGGUAGAGGUGGCUCGCCUAGCAUGAGUGAUAUUUCAUCGACAGCUCUAAAUAUUUCGGCCUUGUAUAAGAUCAUCAUGAGAGUUUCUAAAGUUGGUCUAACCCUGCCGGAGGUACCCCAUUCAUCGAAUAAUACCUCAGCAAACUUCCUGUUUGUGUCUUCGGCAUGUUUUUCCAUUAAUCUCAUAUGUUCAUAGUUAUAUUUACGCUCAAAAUUAUCAGCAGUCAAGUCUUUCGGUAUGAGGGGCACAACUUUUUGCCAGUCUUUAUUAAUUUCCAAAAUAGUAGCCAAGUUAUACAAGGAGGCUGCAGGUAAUUUACGCAAUUCUAUAUGCCGUUGCAUUUUGGAAGUGUUCACCAUGAUUAGUCUUAUUAAUUAUACUUCUUGUGUGAAAUUCACUACGACCUGUUAUAAAAAUGUUAUUUUGCACUUGGAUUUUUCCGAUAGAUUAUAACUUUAUGAAGAAAUAUCGCUCGAAACUUCGGAUUCGGAAGUUGUUUAUCGACUGAUAGUGACAGUGACA